This is a messenger RNA of Vitrella brassicaformis, 4633 nucleotides long. NCBI's taxonomy places the organism in Eukaryota, Vitrellaceae. The record is from the annotation of a GenBank genome assembly.
AUGAUUCUUCCGCCCGUCGUCCUUAUUGCCCUCUGCUCGUCGCUCGUGGCGUCUUCGCCCCUCUGGCGAAUCCUCCAGCCCACCAAUGAGACGGAUCCAUCGCCUCCCCUCCCUCCGGGCUGGCGUGACUCCAGGCGGCUGAGGCUCCUGCAACGCUCUCGCGUCUUCCGUUCCGCCGAUGUGGUGUCCCCGGACACCGAUGAAAUGCUGUACGGUGACAACAUCCUCCCCUAUACCGAGAUGGAGGAGCUCGUGCGGUGUGAUGCUUGUCAGGAGGAUGCGGCGGCUCUGUUCGAUUGGUCUUAUGAGGCUGGUUUGGUGGACAACGAGACAAAGUCCGUCUUUGAGGACAACCUAUGCGUCGUGUCCUUCAUCACGUGUGUGCGGCUGAGUGAGGCGCUGGCGGACGGCGGACCGCGGGAGGGCUACAUCAUCACUCUGACAGGGUGGCCCGAGGAUAUGGAGAUAUCGGAUGUGCCGCUGAUCCUGCAGCAGCGAGGCUGGAAACCUUUCGUCUUUUCGGAUGUGUUCUAUAGGCUCCGUCACGUGAUUUGCUUCUCAGCCUAUCAGCUGCCUAUGCAGGGAAGCUUGGGCGAUGAGAUCGCCAAAGUGACCUCUCUUCGUGCCAUCUUCCUGGCAAAAAUGGUGGGUUGCAUUCAAUGCACACAUUCAUUCACACACAUGCUCGUGCGUAUGCCUUUUUGCAGGACGGUAUGAAGGGGCCCCUUCCAGCUACAAUUGGCGAGCUGCCUUAUCUGAAGGGGCUGUACCUCUGGAGCAUGAAUUCAACAACCGGCCCCAUCCCGCCCUCCCUCAUCAACCUCUCUCGCCUCGAGGCUCUCACUCUCACGAACACAGACCUCUCAGGGCCCAUCCCUGAACACAUCGGCAGACUUCGGCGCCUUCGCGUUCUGGAGAUUUGGGGAAACAAUCGGAUGGAGGGGCCCUUCCCGGCCAGUGUGACAUCUUGCCGCAACCUGACCCGAAUAAGGCUCGAGAGCAUCGGACUCACUGGCCCUCUACCUGGCGAUCUGGGUACCCUGUCCCGCUUGGAUGAUUUGUGGCUGGCGAACAAUUCGCUGAGUGGGGAGCUGCCCCGGUCACUGGUGCAGCUGAGACGGUUGCGAGCACUCGAUCUGUCCAACAACAGUUUCAGUGGCCCGUUGCCGGACGGGCUGGGGAGCAAAAUGAGCAGCCUAUAAAUUCUAGAUAUGUCGCUCAACAAUGUAAGAGACUGUUGCGCGGGUACAUACAGACACACGGACAUCAAUGACUGAAUCCAUACAUAUAAUCUCCCUCUCCAUGGAUGUCUGUCUGUGUAGUUGUCGGGUCCUCUGCCGAUUGAGUUGGGUGGCUGGAAGUCCAUGGACUUCCUUGGUCUGGGAAAUAACAAGUUUACCGGCCCCAUACCAGCAGAGCUGGGACAACUGUCUAAGCUACGAGGACUGUACCUCGGGAACAACAGGGUAGAUACCGACGCACACUCAUACCGACAGACGGACAUCAACGACUGAAUCCAUGCAUAUGAUCUCCCUCUCCAUGUCUGUCUAGUUGUCGGGUCCCGUGCCGAUUGAGUUGGGUGGCUGGAAGUCCAUGGAGUAUCUUGAUCUGACAAAUAGCAACUUCAGCGGCUCCCUAGAGCCGCUACGUCACCUCACGUUGAUGAAGCAUCUAUUUUUGCGAAACAACAACUUCAGCGGCUCCCUCGAGCCGCUCAGCAACCUGACGACGCCGCUUAUAGACCUGGACGUGUCCAACAACUCGGUGAGCUAAAGGGGGGGAAGGCGAUGGGAUCGGCAAAUCUGUGUGUGAGUGUGCAUGUGUGUGCUGUGCUUUCGUGUCAUGUCAGUUUGAGGGUUACCUGCCCCUCGGUUCCCACAGUUUCUCGAAUCUCACCAUCAUCGCAGCAGCCAACAAUCGGUGCACACACAACACCCACGCAAACACUUUUCAUAUAUGCUGCAUCGGUCGUCAGACUGACUGCCAUGUUGGACCGCCCCUCUGAUGGCCCGGCGUACCCGAACGUUCGUUAUCUGUACCUCGACUCCAAUCGUCUCAACACGUCCAUCGACCUGACGUUGUUCCCCAACCUCGAGCAGGCCGACUUCGGGAACAACCGCAUCCCGGGUUUCAUCGGCAACGGAUCCAUGCCCAAAUCGUAAGCGACAUAUAGAGAGAUGAGGACAUAGCGACACAGGUGUUUGCCUGUCAGGUUGAUUUGGUUGAGUUUGGCGGACAACCUGCUGACUGCCCUGCCCGAGGGCUUCCGCUCCAUGCCGAAUCUACUGUCGCUGAAUCUCGCCAACAAUCGCAUCAGCCAGUGGCCCACAUGGGGGUCGACACCGCCAGGCUUAUGCAGCUGGGGGGAACUCAGUAAGCUCCUGACAUCAUACCCAGGCGGGCAAGUGGUCGUUUUCUCUGUGUGACGAUACGGUAGGCUCGCAUAUUGUGAAGGAUCAUGACCCCCCCCCCGACUGGGGCAGCCUAAUCUACUUCCACGUCUCCAACAAUCCCAUCAACACAGACGUGACCGCAUUCCUAAUGCCCCUCAAAUGGCAGAAAAGGUAAGAAAAUACACACACGCAUGAACACACAUACAUGACAUGGAAUGUAACUGUCUGAUCUCUUCGUGUGUGGUAGUUUGAUGGAGCUGGAUGCAUCGAACUGCAGCCUUUACGGCCCCAUGAGUUGCGAGGCCUUUACCGCAUUCGACUUUAUGGACCGACACUCAUUGGUAACCACACACACGCAUCACACGCACACACACACAUGCAGAGGAUUCUAUCUGUGUGCGUGUGUGGUGUGUGCAGGUGACACCUUCAAUCUGGUCGUUUCCUAGCUUGGUUUUUUGUCUCUGAGGGACAAUCGCAUCACGGCCAUCGACACGGGCGACGUGCAGCUGGAACUGUACCACGUCGACUUUUCCAACAACUCGCUUGUGAGCGUGGCGAGCGGCGACUGGAGUUUCUUCGACGUCCUGCAUGCAAGGUUCACGGAGAACCCAGACUUGAGGCACGACUCGGUAGACCCCAUGCCGAUUGAGGUGAGAAAAAGGCGGGUUGUGUGCGCUGGAGGGGGUGGCGAUGUAUCAUCCUCUGUGUGUGUGUGUGUUUGUAUGUCUAUCAGAAGUGUCAGGAUUUGCGUCAGAACUUCAACGAGAUGAGCAUACCGAGACCACUGGUGCCCGAUCCACAGGGUGGGUAACACAGCACAGCACACGCAGACAUCCACUGCCAUCGUGAUGACGCCUAUGCAUGCUUGAUGCAGGAUAUUCGGUGCGUACGUUGGACAACGGCGAGGAGCGUUUCGAGUGCACCGAGUUCUGCUCCCUCUUCAGCAGACUUGAGGUCAGGUGACAUAGAGUCAAAUACACAGCACGAGUACACGUGCUCACUGUACUCGCUGUGCUUGCUACCGUGCGCUGCUCACACAGGUCGACUAUACCUUCAACUCGGAUGCCCUGUGUCGGUGCCUUUCCGGCUACGAGGGCAUCGGCACCAACUGCACCAAGUGCCCGCCUAACACACACAGCAACAGACAAAUCGGCACACGAACAUGCGAACAAUGUCCCGAUGAUGCAGGUCACCAGUGAAGCGACCACAACGCGAGACAGCCCUUCUCAGUAUAUACGUGUGUGUCUGCAGGUUCUGACGAGGGCUCAGCUGCAUGCUAUUGCCGUCUUGGCCACCAGCGUGGCGAUGACCCGUGCGAGCUGUGUACAGAGGGGUCUGUUGGCGUGCAGAAGCGCGGUAACAACGGCAGCCGCGCCACGUUGACCUGCCGGGACUGUCUGCCGGGAUUGGACUGCUCCAUUCCCGUCAACUACAAUGCGAAUGUGCUGCCGGGCUUCUUCCAACUUACUGUCCAGCUGCAAUCUGAGAAUUCAUCUCACAACGCCACACGAGAAGUGACGACGUAAGAACGAAAGGCAAGAAAGGCGAGUGCUGAGCAGGCAAGUGAGUGGGAUUUUGGUGUCUCUUAGAUAUGGCGCUAGAUUGACUCUGUUGCCGAUAGUGGUACCGUGUCCAUUGCGGUCGGCCUGCUUAGGCACCAACAAGACGAAUGGACUCAACAUAUGCUCGGUAAGAGCCAAUUGCAUCAUUGUGACAGCCGCCAUCUUUAUAUUCUUGCCUUGUCUGCGUGUCAGGAAGGGCAUGAGGGAUUCGUGUGCAACCGGUGCAAGGCGAGUUUCUCGCGGCAGACGCCCCCUUGGCCCUGCAAACCAUGUGCCGCACUGUGGCGGAUUCUCCUGGUCAAUGUGAUUUUCGUUGUCGCAACUCUGAUUGCCGUCUUCGUCCUCACAGCACUCGCGGAAAGGUUAGCACUCAUGUAUGUGUCUAUCGCACAAACGCGUCCAUUCGCAUCUGUGCCUGUGUUGUGUGUUCAGGGCUGCUUCCUCCCCCCGUGCUGAAGUGCCGUCGCAAUUAAUAAAAAUUGGGCUCUACCACAUCACAGCCGUACGUGAAGGAAUGGACAGGCACAUGCGCUCACCUUUCAUCACAACCUCUUUGCUGUGACGGUGUGUGUGCAGGUGUGUGGUCUGGCCUUUGUCGUGUUCGACGACUCCCCCUGGGGCGACCCAGAUAUCGUCGCUGAUUGGGUCGUUCUUUGCGUGGGACGGCGGGGUGCCUGA